Penicillium samsonianum is the source of this 1365-nucleotide messenger RNA. Its product is annotated as glycoside hydrolase family 76 protein. Gene Ontology annotation, molecular function: mannan endo-1,6-alpha-mannosidase activity. The transcript has 3 exons. The record is from RefSeq and is a predicted model, not a curated record. Gene Ontology annotation, biological process: carbohydrate catabolic process; fungal-type cell wall biogenesis. NCBI's taxonomy places the organism in Eukaryota, Fungi, Ascomycota, Eurotiomycetes, Eurotiales, Aspergillaceae. The coding region runs from base 1 to 1365 and encodes 454 amino acids.
AUGUUCAACAAUCUCCAGGCAUUUGCCGUUGCCCUCCUGGCAGGCUCUGUCGCGGCAAUUGAUCUCAAGACCAAUGAUGAGCAAUCUAUUAAGAAUGCGGCUGCGACUGCGGCAUUCAACACCAUGUCGACGUACACGUCCAACAUCACUGGCCACAUUCCGGGAAAGCUUGAUGGGACAUGGUGGCAGGGCGCUGCCUUAUUUCAGACAAUGAUCCAAUAUUGGUAUUUUACUGGUGACGCUUCCAACAAUCAAGCUGUGAGUCAAGGCAUGUAUUGGCAGCGUGGGGAUAACAACUACUUCCCUGCCAACUACAGCCAAUAUCUGGGCAAUGACGACCAAAUGGCGUGGGGUCUCGCUGCUAUGACCGCCGCAGAACUGGAAUACAUUGAGGAUUCCUCGAUGCCCUCGUGGUUGACUUUAGCCGAGGGCGUGUUUCAGGCCCAGAUUGCGCGAUGGGAUACUAGGAGCUGCAAUGGCGGCUUGCGCUGGCAGAUCUGGCCUUACCAGAUUGGGUACAAUACUAAGGAUGCUAUCAGCAACGGAGGAUUGUUCCAGCUCUCUGCGCGUCUGGCCCGAUAUACCAAAAAUCAGACCUACUCUGACUGGGCGGAGAAGAUAUGGGACUGGAGUGCUAGUGUUCCGAUUUUGAACACCGCCGAAUGGACGAUUGGCGAUGUGUUAGAUGUUGAAUCCGAUUGCAAGUCACACGGGGAUCUACAGUGGACUUAUAGCUAUGGAGCAUAUAUCAGUGGGGCUGCCUAUAUGUACAACGUGACAAAUGGGGAAACAUCCAAAUGGAAAUCAGGCCUCGAUGGUCUUCUCAACACAAGCUUCCACAAUUUCUUCCCAGAGAGGUACGGUGGCAAAAUCAUGGUAGAGAUCAGCUGCGAAGCUUCCGGAAUUUGCACCCGAGACCAAGAGGUUUUCAAGGGACUUUUUGCAUCUGACCUUGCGGUUGUCACGCGUAUGGCCCCCUAUACCACAUCCGAGAUCCUAGGAAGAUUGCAGGGAUCCGCUGUUGGAGCCGCGAGGCAAUGUACCGGUCGAGAGAAUGGAACUAUUUGCGGGCAACGGUGGUACCAGUCAAAAUGGGAUGGUACUACAGGUAUGGGGGCACAAAUGAGCGCUACCAGUCUCUUUACCUCGAACCUGGUUGCCUUCAAGCACAUGAAUAUGGCCACACAAAACACAUCGACAUCGACAUCGACUGCUCAAAAUUCUCAAAAUACGUCAAACACUCCCACUGAGACUCAAGGUGAAGCCACAAGCAGCACUGCUGAGGUUAAUCGAGGCAACCAACCCCUAAGAAGCCAGUUUGGAUCUGCUAUUGCUCUCGUCUUGUUAAUUUUUGGUCUAGUCUGA